Molecule: messenger RNA, 607 nt
Organism: Oncorhynchus masou masou (cherry salmon)
Lineage: Eukaryota; Metazoa; Chordata; Actinopteri; Salmoniformes; Salmonidae
Product: anthrax toxin receptor 2-like
Exons: 6
Coding region: 65-571 (168 amino acids)
Cellular component (GO): cell surface; plasma membrane
Molecular function (GO): transmembrane signaling receptor activity
Source: RefSeq, a predicted model, not a curated record
AGGUAUGAAAUUCAGGAAGGCCUGGAGAGACUGAGAGAGAGUGAAGCCUGCAGGGGAGACCUACAUGCACGAAGGGAUUAAAGAGGCAAACCUUCAAAUCAAAGCCCAAGUUACCAAGUCCUCCAGCAUCAUCGUGGCUUUGACAGACGGAAAGCUGGAGGUCUAUGUACAUGAACUAACAGUUGAAAUGGCCAACGAUGCAAGGUACUACGGUGCUCGGGUGUACUGUGUUGGGAUCAAGGACUUUGACGAGCAACAGCUAGCCGAGGUGGCUGACACCAAAGAUCAAGUGUUUCCUGUUAAAGAUGGCUUCCAUGCACUCAAAGGCAUUGUCAAUUCAAUAUUAAAGCAGUCCUGUACAGAGAUCCUGACAGUGGAGCCUUCCAGUGUCUGUGUGAACCAGUCGUUUGACAUCGUGCUUCGAGGGAACGGCUUCUCUGUGGGACGAGGCAACGGCGAGAUCGUCUGUAGCUUCAUGGUGGGCCAGCAGAUCUACAACAGGAAGCCAAGCGUUGUGCAGAACGAUUAUCUCCUGUGUCCUGCCCCGGUGCUGUAUGAGGUCGGACAGUAAGUAGCCAAUGGGAAGCUGGUUCUAUAAAGUGUGUGU